GAGGGGGAGGAGCAGCAGCACCGAGCGAUGACGCAGGAUAGGAAUGAGGGAGUGAAUGUUCCGGGUCACAAACUGGACGGGAGAGGAAAUUAACUCCGGGACAAAACGGCAACAACAACAACAACAAGAAGAAAGAAAAAAAAAAAACAAACAAGAACCGCACAACAUAGUCGCAGAAUGCCGCUCCCUGCUCCGCGGACAUGUAGCGCGCUGUUUUUACGCCGAAAGUAGUUUUUUUUAAUUAUUAUCAUUGCGUUUUUUUUUCUCCGCUUUACCUCCAAAGCGGCGGAGGUCGAAUUGAGAAAGAACCACAGGUGCCAAACUAGCGACUACAAAGCGAGCCAGCGACGGAGUUUCGGCGUCUACUUCGCGUGUGAGUCGCGCCUGAGGACUGUCCCGCUGCAGCAAACUGUUGCAUCCCCCCCUUCUCUCUCUCUCUCUCUCCUCUUCCUCCCCCUUUUUCCUCCCCGCAGUUUAUUUAUCGCACGGAUCCGGGAUUUAUCCUCUCCUCUCCCCCCCCACCACCACCCCUCCUCUGUCCUCCCCGCGAUGUUUCACUGCAUCCCCCUGUGGCGGUGCCGCCGUCACGUCGAGACGAUCGAUAAGCGCCACUGCUCUCUGCUCUACAUCCCCGACGAGGUUUACCGCUACGGACGGAGUUUGGAGGAGCUGCUGCUGGAUGCCAACCAACUCCGAGACUUGCCCAAGCCAUUGUUCCAGCUGUUGAAACUUCGGAAACUCACCAUAAGCGACAAUGAAAUCGCGGUUCUUCCGUCAGAAAUCGGCAACUUGAGGGAGCUGGUCGAACUGGAUCUUUCUCGAAACGAUGUUCAAGAAAUCCCAGAGAGCAUUUCGUACUGCAGAGCCCUCCAAGUGGCAGAUUUCAGUGGAAAUCCAUUACUGAGGUUACCUGAAAGCUUUGCGCAGCUUCAGCAUCUAGCAUGUCUGUCCAUCAAUGAUAUUACACUGCAGAGUCUUCCGGAAAACAUUGGAAACCUGACUAAUUUGGUAUCACUUGAGCUCAGAGAAAAUUCCCUGACGUUCCUGCCAGAGUCAUUAUCACAGCUUCACAAACUUGAAAUACUUGACCUAGGGAAUAAUGACCUCUACGAUUUGCCCGAGUCCAUUGGCUGCCUUGUCAGCCUGAAGGACUUCUGGCUGGAUGGAAACAACUUGAGCAGUCUACCUGAUGAGCUGUGCCAAAUUAAAAGCCUGUUGUACCUGGAUGUAUCCGAAAACAAGCUGGAGUUUCUUCCGGAGCAGCUGGGAGGACUGACGUCUCUCACUGAUCUGCUGGUGUCACAGAACUCCCUGGAGCAUAUUCCAGAAAGCAUCGGAAAACUAAAGAAACUCGCCAUCCUGAAAGCUGACCUAAACGCCAUAACUGUUCUUCCAGAAACCAUCGGCAACUGUGAAAGUCUUGCAGAGCUCGUGCUCACAGAGAACCAGAUACAGCAUUUGCCUGCAAGCAUUGGGAAGUUAAAGCGACUGUUCAACCUAAACUGUGACAGAAACCAGCUAACAAGUUUACCCAAGCAGAUCGGAGGCUGCAGCAGUCUUAACGUCCUCUGUGUGCGAGACAACUACCUGAAGACGAUCCCGGCAGAGCUGUCGCAAGCCAGCGAGCUGCACGUGCUCGAUUUUUCCGGAAACCGCCUCUCGAACUUGCCGAUGUCACUGACCUCACUGCACCUGAAGGCCCUUUGGCUGUCAGAAAACCAGUCCAAGCCGCUCCUCACCUUUCAGCCAGACGAGGAUCCUAAGUCCGGAGAGAAGGUGCUCACCUGCGUCCUGCUGCCUCAGCAGCAAAGCGAUUCAGGCUAUGACAAUCUGACCCGCUUUGGAGCUAUGGAGAGCCUUGUGAAUGGGAUGGCUGAUGACGGUUGGGAGGGCAAAGCCACGAACAGGAUCAGCUCCAUCCACUUCCUGGAUGAGGGUGAGGAGGACGACGACGACGACGCGGGGACACUACUACGGAGGGCCACGCCUCACCCGGGCGAGCUGAAAAACAUGAAGAAAGUGGUCGAGAACCUCCGCAACGACCUGAACGCCGCCAAAGCCCUGGACUCCAACAAAAACGAGGUCAAUAACGCUGCAGAUGGUGGAGUGACCACGUCUGUCUGACCUUUACCUCAGAAGUGUUUUUAUUUUUGCCCUUCUGUGUCUCGCCAUAUCGUCCUGCACAGCCCUGCAGCCCUCUGUUGUUGUCGUCGUAGUCGCUUUUGUUUCUCUUUUACCCACAAACCCUGCCAGUUUGGCCUUCCCUCAGUGCAGGAGCCUGAACCCGUGCUCCGUCUGCAGUCCUGUGGAAAAAUCAAACCGUCUACCUGGGCCGCCGUGCCUUCCUCUUUUUAGCAAAUAUCCGCAGCAGCAACCUGCACAGAGAUGCUUCUUUUUUUUUUUUCUGACAGUAUAUUUUAAAGAGGAAUUACUUUUUUUUAAAAGAGAUCUUUAAACAGAAAUCAUUAGGUAGUUGCACUAUGAACCUUUUUAAAUGUGUUAUGUAUUUGUUUUAUCUUUUUUUUUUUUUUUUUUUUUUUUAAACACUGGGUCUUUCUACAUUUUGGGGCAAACAAAAGCCGGAGUGUUUUUGGAACCUGAUCUGAGGAUUGUUGUACAUCUAUUGUGAAUAUUGAUACUUUUAUACGUUUUGGCAGCUCUGAUGUAAAUAAAAAUGUAUAGCAAGUAUCUUUUUAAUCAGUUUAAGCUUCUCCACCUUUUUACCUUGGUACGUUUUUUUUUUUUUGCUUAAAUCAAGGUAAUGAACAAAACCGUCACUAAUGUCUUAUUUAAUCCGCUGUCUGGGUGAGCUUACUUCUGGAUGUUUAUUAGAUUAUUCAAAUUUAAAUUCGAGGACCGCACAUCAAGUUUAAAUCGCCAUCUGCAGUGUGACUACGCUGUGUGUGUGUGUGUGGAUCCUGUUUUAUUUAAAUGUGCUGUACCUUACCGGUUUGGAUUGUUUUUCUUAAUAGAUCCAACACGAAAGAAAAAACAGCUGUAUUUGUACUUUUAAAAGUUUCUUCCUUUUAAAGAGUACUGUGUAGAGGAUUUUUUUCAGAUCUUUGGGGAGAUUGAGGUGUUUUUUUUUUAAAUUACUAUAAUAAUGAUAACUCUAAAAUUGACAUUGUUCCUCUCGGAUGCACUUCUCAUUGUUGCUUCCCUUCUUCUUUUUUUUUUUUUAACGGUACUUGAUAAACUGUGUUAUUUUGUUGUUAAACUGAUAGGACCAGAGAACAAAAUGGUUCAAGUGUUUUUAUUUCUGUUUUUAAUGGCUCUCCGAUAAAAGCUGCACAGAACAGAUCUCAGACAGGCUCCAAACCAUGAGAUUUGCCAACUUCUUUUUUUUUUUUUUUUUUUUUUUUUUUUUUAAACCACUGAUCAAUAAAAAUGAGUGCAACACUAAA
Molecule: messenger RNA, 3404 nt
Organism: Fundulus heteroclitus (mummichog)
Lineage: Eukaryota; Metazoa; Chordata; Actinopteri; Cyprinodontiformes; Fundulidae
Gene: lrrc1
Product: leucine rich repeat containing 1
Exons: 14
Coding region: 550-2124 (524 amino acids)
Biological process (GO): neurotransmitter receptor transport postsynaptic membrane to endosome; neurotransmitter receptor transport, endosome to postsynaptic membrane
Cellular component (GO): postsynaptic density; postsynaptic membrane; adherens junction
Molecular function (GO): protein binding
Source: RefSeq, a predicted model, not a curated record